GAGAAGACGCCGACUUGAGUUUUACAGUAGUCAUUUCCAGCACCAUGUUUGUCCCAAGACCGUUGAUGGUUUUGCCAGUGGGACUCCUGUUGUUGUUCCUGGGGCAGCAGGCCUGUGUGAAUGCGGAGGUCUUCACCGCCCUGUGUGACAUGGAGUACCUCAUACACAUGGAGAAGGACCUGGUGGACUCCCUGGAACAGUACAUACAGAGGGAAGAGGACAAGCUGAACAGAAUCAAGACCAUUCAUUCAAGGUUUAAGGCAGUGUCCAAGAUGGCAGGAGAGGAGCCUGUCAAACACCUGCACCACCCAGUCAACGCCUACCUCCUGGUGAAGAGGUACACUCGGGACUGGCCCCUGCUGGAGGCAUGGAUACAGGAGGACACUGCAGAAGAUUUCCUGUACAACCUGACAAAAGUGAAGGAGUCGUUCCCAUCUGAUGAGGACUACAUGGGAGCGGGGAAGGCGCUGGUGCGGCUUCAGGACACGUACGACCUGUCCACACAGAACAUCGCCAUGGGCAAGAUGGGACAGGAAAUGGCUAAGGCUACUCAUCCAGACAUGGAGUUUACUAAGAGCCCAGAGCUGUGGUCAGAGGACUGUUUUGAGUUGGGGCGGCUGGCGUAUGUCGACCAGGACUACUACCACUGUGCCCUGUGGAUGGAAGAGGCCCUGGCCAGGUUCCAGCCCGACCCUACAUCCGACCUCACUAAAGAUACCAUUCUGGAUUAUCUGGCUUACGCUAGUUACCAGGUAUGGCUUGGGGAGGAGGGAAACCAAAACAACAUUGAUCGUGCAUACCAGGCCACCAAGGAACUUCUGAAAAUCAAUCCUGAGCACACUCGUGCAUCCAACAACAUGCAGUUCUUCGAGAAAGAGAUAGCAAAGACAAGAAACCUGGUGACACCGCAGAAGGAAGAAGCUGAGUCUACAGAUCGGGGAGAGUACAGGCGGGACUUGGCCAGAGACUACCUGCCAGAGAGGGAGAUCUACGAGCUUCUGUGUCAAGCAGAACAACCAGAGUACUUCAACAUUACCCCAUCCAGGGUGAAGCACCUGAAGUGUCGUUACUUCAACAACAACAACCACCCCCGUCUGCUGCUGGCACCACAGAAGCUGGAGCAGAUCUUCGACAAGCCCAAGAUGUGGAUCUUCCACAACAUCCUGGAGGACCGGGAGAUGGAUGUCAUCAAGGAACUGGCCCAGCCACGGUUACGACGAGCUACAAUCCAAAAUUCCGUUACAGGAGAGUUAGAACACGCAUCCUACCGCAUUAGUAAGAGUGCUUGGCUGCAGGGCUGGGAACACAAGGUCAUCCGCCGGGUGAACCAGAGAGUGGAGGAUGUGACCGGUCUGACCAUGGAGACUGCAGAGGAGCUACAGGUUGUCAACUAUGGAAUGGGUGGACACUACGAACCACAUUUUGAUUUCGCAAGAAAAGAAGAGGUUAAUGCGUUCAAAAGCCUAGGAACAGGAAACAGAAUUGCUACCAUGCUGUUCUAUAUGAGUGACGUGGAAGCCGGAGGGGCAACUGUUUUCCCACAAGUUGGUGCCAGACUAGUCCCAGAAAAGGGAGCUGGUGCGUUCUGGUACAACUUGUUUAAGAGUGGGGAGGGUGACAUGCUGACCAGACAUGCUGCUUGUCCAGUGCUGGUUGGAAGUAAAUGGGUGUCCAAUAAGUGGAUCCAUGAACGAGGUCAGGAAUUCCGCAGGAAAUGUGGCCUGUCUCCAGAGGACUAGCAGCAGCCCCCCUCCCCACACACAUCCCAGGUCAUCCACAAACCAGCGGUACCCUGUCGGAACCCCAAUCUGCCAAGUCAUUUUACCUGUAGUACCUGGGUAUUCUAGAAGUCUCUAAAACUAAGCUUUUAAAUUAGAUGCCCGUGCACCUUCAUUCGAACAAAUCAGGAUUCUAACUUGGUGCUUUUUAUCACUUCUAGUUGCCUUGUAUUUUAAACUUAAUGCGAUGAAUUACGUUUUACACCCAGUUUUUACAGAAAGUGAAUUUUGAAAUUCUUGCCAUUUUAUUCAAGGCUUAUUUAAGAUGUAACAAACAUAAUAUAGUGGAAGGAAAUUCUACUAGCUAUUUGUCAAAAUGUGUAUCUGUACAACAGCCGAUAUCACAGAGGAGCUGAGAAA
This is a messenger RNA of Branchiostoma belcheri (Belcher's lancelet), 2138 nucleotides long. Its product is annotated as prolyl 4-hydroxylase subunit alpha-1-like. The transcript has 15 exons. Gene Ontology annotation, molecular function: procollagen-proline 4-dioxygenase activity; iron ion binding; L-ascorbic acid binding. Lineage: Eukaryota; Metazoa; Chordata; Leptocardii; Amphioxiformes; Branchiostomatidae. Gene Ontology annotation, cellular component: endoplasmic reticulum. Bases 45 to 1739 code for a protein of 564 amino acids. Gene Ontology annotation, biological process: peptidyl-proline hydroxylation to 4-hydroxy-L-proline. The record is from RefSeq and is a predicted model, not a curated record.